Molecule: messenger RNA, 4312 nt
Organism: Oncorhynchus kisutch (coho salmon)
Lineage: Eukaryota; Metazoa; Chordata; Actinopteri; Salmoniformes; Salmonidae
Product: ras-related protein Rab-39B
Exons: 3
Coding region: 403-1044 (213 amino acids)
Biological process (GO): Rab protein signal transduction
Molecular function (GO): GTPase activity; GTP binding
Source: RefSeq, a predicted model, not a curated record
UUUUUCUGCGUUGCUGUCUGGGUUUUUACGGUAAUGGUGCUGAUGAGGGAUGAGUCGCGCUAUGUGAUGCUGUUGUUACUGCCAUUUCAUCAGCGGAUUUUCAAAAAAUAUCUCUCCAUCUUUAAACAUGGAAUUACCAUAAAAUGAAACCAUCGACAAGUUUUAAGGACGGCCAUUAGCCUAUUUCACAUGAAACUCACCAGUAUAGUAACAAAUCUCAGUGUAGAAUAAAAUAAAAUGAUAGCCUAGGACAAGGCCUAUUUGCGGAUUACUCCUUGGUGUUUGACUAGGCCUCCUGGGAUCACUGUUUCAGAGAGCAUCUUCGAGAGAAAAUAUUUCUCAAGAUCAUGGGGUUUGCUAUUGCCAGGCGUUGAUCGCCCAUCCAACCAGAUUCUGUGAGAUAUGGAAGCGAUAUGGCUGUACCAGUUUCGACUCAUCGUCAUUGGGGACUCGACAGUAGGAAAGUCGUGCCUGAUCCGGCGAUUCACCGAGGGACGCUUUGCGCAGGUGUCCGACCCCACAGUCGGUGUAGACUUCUUCUCAAGGCUAGUGGAGAUAGAGCCAGGGAAACGCAUUAAACUUCAAAUCUGGGACACUGCUGGACAAGAGCGAUUCAGGUCUAUUACCAGGGCGUACUACCGCAACUCUGUUGGUGGGCUACUGCUGUUUGACAUCACCAACCGUCGCUCCUUCCAGAAUGUGCAUGAGUGGCUGGAGGAGGCCCGCAGUCAUGUCCAACCUCACAGUAUCGUCUUCCUGUUGGUGGGUCACAAGUGUGACCUGGAGUCCCAGAGGCAGGUGAGCCAGCAGGAGGCUGAGAAGCUGGCAGGUGCCUAUGGCAUGCGCUAUGUGGAGACAUCGGCUCGCGAUGCCAUCAACGUGGAAAAGGCCUUCACUGAGCUAACGCAGGACAUCUUUGAGCUCGUGAAGAGCGGUGACAUCAACAUCCAGGAGGGUUGGGAGGGGGUGAAGAGUGGCUUUGUGCCCAAUGUGGUGCACUCCUCAGAAGAGGUCACCAAGAGCGACCGCCGGUGCCUCUGCUGAAUGUCCUGUCUGUCUGGUUGGCUUUACCCCCCCCCUCGCUCAGCCCAUGUAUUCCUGUAACAUUAUGACCCAUUAGCUCCCUUACUUAUCACCUGGCAUUUAUUUGGCUUUUUUUUUGGGGGGGGGGGGGGGGGGGUGAAGCUCGCAUUCAAUUGCCAAUCCCUGUGCACACAAGUUUCCAUUGCCCCUUCACAAGGGGAUUGAUGGCUGAUUUCAACCCUGUUAUGGUCAACCCUGUUAUGGUCAACCCUGUUAUGGUCAACCCUAUUUGGCACUUAAUAGGCCAUUGCUAUAUAGUAAUGGGAAAACUCUUUUUUUAAAUGAAGUUGAACAUGUGCUGUCACAUUAUGGCAGAAUGUUAUAAUUAGGUGAACCCCCCCCCCCCCCCCCCCAAAAAAAAAUAAUGUACCAAGUUACACUUCUCAAAGGGCACCGAAUUGGUGGAACGACCCAAUUGCCAAAGUAACCUUCCUCGCCUCUGUCGUACCUGUUAGAUGCACUUGAAAGAAAAGAAAUGCCCUGCUUUAUGGUGAGAUUUUCCUCUCUGUAGUUAUGCCUCAUCUUGUGCCCUUACGGAAGGAACACACCUCAAACUUUACAAGUCUGUCCUGGAGUCUGGAGCGCUCACACAACUUUCGGGAGGACACCUAACCUCCCUAGUCUGUUGCUGGCUGGUGUGUGCAAUACAAGGGGACACCAAAUCUAACUCUGCUCUUUAAACCCUCUCUAUGGAAAGAUCCAAUUCACAGAGGGAAGCAUGUGUUGUAUUAGCACUGCGUGAGCAUGCGGGGAAUGGCACACUGCUGUGUGCAAUGCCUCCUCUGCUUUAGUUCGUGAGACUGAUGUCACCACCAGACAAAUGAACAACCUGAGAACACAUCAUUGCCAUCAUCCCUUGGAUCAUAGAUAAGAUGGAACCAAAGUUUGUGUGUACCGAUUCAGUUGCCAACUGUGUUUCUAUAUGAGUAUCCACAGGGAAUUUGUACCGUUGAGUGUGGGUAUGCACUGUGAAAUGCCUAACAUCAAUGUUUUUAUUGCGGUUUGCGUCCUCGUUGCUCAUAUUAAAUGCACAGUUGGUGACAUGUACAACAUAUCACCCCUUUUAGCUUCCCUGUCCAUCGAUCAUAAUCAUUACAGAGAAUGUGUCUCAUGAGAAAGCCGUUUUAUGUACUCCGUUGGCUUAAACUGUACGCUCACCCCUUAAACAUUGACAUCUACCCAUAUGCCUCCUGAUGAACACUGAAGCUUUAAAUGGGGUCGGCUGCACUAGGGUUGUUUGCCUUAAGUGUCUUAAGACCUCCAUACUGUAUGGUCGUAUGCUUGUAGUUUUAAAACGAUUAUAAGCAACAUUCUGCAUAACGCAACAUGUCCGAUAUUUCUUCCCGCCCUACACUGUAAAAAAAAUAUAUAUAUAUUUAAAAAGGACUUUUUUGGAUCAACCUAAAAAAAAAUACUCCAACUGGUUACAAGUAACUAAGUUAGGGUUUCUCAAUUGAAAAACAACACAUUUGUUGAAACCAAAUACAGUCAUAUGAAAAAGUUUGGGCACCCCUGACAAUUUCCAUUUAUAAAUCAUUUGGGUGUUUGGAUCAGCAAUUUCAUUUUGAUCUAUCAAAUAACUGAUGGACACAGUAAUAUUUCAGUAGUGAAAUGAGGUUCAUUGGAUUAACAGAAAAUGUGCAAUAUGCAUCAAAAGAAAAUUAGACAGGUGCAUAAAUUUGUGCACCCCAAUAGAAAAAUCACAUCAAUAUUUAGUAGAGCCUCCUUUUGCUAAAAUAACAACCUCUAGACGCUUCCCAUAGCCUCUAAUGAGUGUAUGGAUUCUGGAUGAAGGUAUUAUGGACCAUUCCUCUUUACAAAACAUCUCCAGUUCAGUUAGGUUUGAUGGUUGCCGAGCAUGAACAGCCCGCUUCAAAUCAUCCCACAGAUUCUCAAUGAUAUUCAGGUCUGGGGACUGGGGUGGUCAUUCCAGAACAUUGUACUUGUUCCUCUACAUAAAUGCCCUGGUAGAUUGUGAGCAGGGUUUUGGGUCGUUGUCUUGUUGAAAUAUCCAGUCCCGGCGUAACUUCAACUUUGUGACUGAUUCUUCAAUAUUAUUCCCAAGAAUCUGCUGAUAUUGAGUGGAAUCCAUGCGACCCUCAACUUUAACAAGAUUCCCAGUACCGGCACUGGCCACAGCCCCACAGCAUGAUGGAACCACCACCAAAUUCUUACUGUGGGUGGCAAGUGUUUUUCUUGGAACGCUGUGUUCGUUUGCCGCGAUGCAUAACGUCCCUUGUUAUGACCAAAUAAAUCAAUCUUUGUUUCAUCAGUCCACAGCACCUUAUUCCAAAAUGAAGCUGGCUUGUCCAAAUGUGCGUUUGCAGAAAAGGAAAGGCUUCUUCCACAUCACUCUCACAUACAGCUUCUCCUUGUGCAAAGUGCGCUGAAUUGUUGAACGAUGCUCAGUGACACCAUCUGCAGCAAGAUGAAGUUGUAGGUCUUUGGAGGUGGUCUGUGGGUUGUUUUUGACCGUUCUCACCAUCCUUUGCCUUUGCCUCUUCGAUAUUUUACUUGGCCUGCCACUUCUGGCCUUAAUAAGAACUGUGCCUGUGGUCUUCCAUUUCCUCACUAUGUUCCUCACAGUGGACACUGACAGCUUAAAUCUCUGCGCUAGCUUUUUUUUAGCCUUCCUCUAAACUAUAAUGUUGAACAAUCUUUGUUUUCAGGUCAUUUGAGAGUUGUUUUGAGGCCCCCAUGUUGCCACUCUUCAGAGGAGAGUCAAAGAGAACAACAACUUGCAAUUGGUUAUCUUAAAUACCUUUUCUCAUGAUUGGAUGCACUUGUCUAUGAAAUUCAAGGCUUAAUGAGCUCACCAAACCAAUUGUGUGUUCAAAUUAAUCAGUGCUAAGUAGUUACAGGUAUUCAAAUCAACAGAAUGAGAAGGGUGCCCAUAUUUUUGCUUAGCCUAUUUUUCACAUCUGAUUUAAUUUCAUACAACUUAAUAUUGCUACACUAAAAAUCUUUGUCUGGACAAUACCCCAGUACUCAGCUUUUAUUAGAAAAUGAAUGGCAUGCCACUGUGAUCAUUUUCUGUGACGACAGAGUAAAUUAUUAUGCAGCCUCAGAGGGGUUCCCAAACUUUUUCAUACGACUGUAUAUGAUUCAAUGACGACAAUUUUAUUUCAUUAUUACCACACCUAUAUUUGAAGUUGCAAUGUAUUUUUUUUUUAACUCAACUUACUUUCCCUCUUUCGGUUAAACCUAAUAAAUAACAAAUACAAACUCA